This is a messenger RNA of Schistocerca serialis cubense, 739 nucleotides long. It is a transcript of the gene AANATL7, whose product is annotated as arylalkylamine N-acetyltransferase 1. Bases 74 to 739 code for a protein of 221 amino acids. The record is from RefSeq and is a predicted model, not a curated record. The transcript is spliced from 4 exons. Lineage: Eukaryota; Metazoa; Arthropoda; Insecta; Orthoptera; Acrididae. Gene Ontology annotation, molecular function: N-acetyltransferase activity.
UAGCGCUGAAGGCGACGACGCGGCGCGUCACCGCAGGCGACCAUCACCAUGGCGGCACACGAGAGCACCGACGAUGGCCAGCUUUCCAGGGAUCGACUUCUCGCCGAUCCCAGAGGCUCGGUACGACGACGUCAUCAAACACCUGCGGGACAACUUCUUCGCCGACGAGCCCCUCAACUGCUCGGUGCGGCUCUGCCAGCCUGGAGAACCACACGCCGAGCUGGAGGAGCACGCACUCAGCACGCUGAGGGACAGGCUGUCUUGGAUGGCCGUGGACACAGACACCGGGCAGGUGGUGGGGGUGGCGCUGAACGGCGUGUCGCGGCGUGGCGACCUGGCCGAGGCGCAGGAGCGGCUGGCCGCCGUCUCGGACGACAAGUUCCGCACCAUCUUCGGACUUCUGUACGGCGUCAACCGCCGGCUGGACCUGUUCGCAGCGCAUGGCGUCGACCAGAUCUUCGAGUGCCGCAUCCUGUCAGUGGACUCGCGGUACCGAGGUCGCGGUCUAGCCAGGCGCCUGCUCCAGCUGAGCGAGGGGACAGCCAGGGAGAGAGGCUUCAAGCUGCUGAAGGAGGACGCCACAGGCCUCUUCUCACAGCGGGUCGCAGAAUCCCUGGGUCUGCAGACGGCGUGCCAGGUUCGCUACUGCGACUACACCGCCGAGGACACUGGUGAGAUCGUCUUCCACACGCCGCAGCCGCACGACUGCCUCAAGAUCAUGGUAAAGGUGCUCGACUAA